Messenger RNA from Lasiodiplodia theobromae, 2046 nucleotides. RefSeq lists its product as uncharacterized. The record is from RefSeq and is a predicted model, not a curated record. NCBI's taxonomy places the organism in Eukaryota, Fungi, Ascomycota, Dothideomycetes, Botryosphaeriales, Botryosphaeriaceae. The transcript has 4 exons. Bases 1 to 2046 code for a protein of 681 amino acids.
AUGAUCUACGAGGAGCUCCUCCUUCCACCAGCUCCGAAAGUCACCAGACCUCAACCAUCCGCCAACCGCCGCAACAACGACCAAAGUCCCAGCAACAGCGGCGCCCCUCCACCACCCCCUUUCCGUCUCCACGAUGCACGACGCACACUGCAAAUCCGCACCGCCGACCCAGCAUCGCUUUCGCCAUCGUCCUCCUCCUCCCACUGCACUCGCCCCCGCUACCUCGCGCGCGACCCUCUCCGCAGCCGCACCAUAACCACAACCUACGCUCUCCACCACAAUCCAGGCCUCCACCCCGCCAUCCUCCGCACCUGCCACCAGUGCUACACCGAAGCCCUGCCGACGCUAUACGCCGCACACACGUUCGACUUCGACACGCACAUCGAGGCCAUCGUGCCGUUCCUCAGCACACUCGGCUGCGUCGCGCGGCAGAGCAUCACAAGCAUCGCGGUUGUCAAACGCGUGCUGCCGGCUGUGGGGCAGGAGUUCGAUAAGGCGGAGUGGCGCGCGGCGUGCGCUUAUAUGGCGCGGGAGCUGGUGGUCCCGCGGCUGAGGCUGGUGGUAGGCGUGGUGGGGGCGGCGGAGCCGGUGGGUGGGUGGGGGGAUGUGCCCGAGUUAACGGUAGAACAAUUUAGGCUUGUGCAGCCGAGGGGCUUGAGGAGAUGGUCUAGGCCGGGGGCGGUCCGGCGGGCUGGGGAGGGUGUGGAGGAUGGGUUGGGGCUGAAGGAGAUUGCGGGUGUUGAUUUUGAGUGGGUGCAGCAAUUGUUUUGGUUGCACGGUUUGAGAGAUAUUCAGAUCAAGGCGUUGGCGGAGAAUAUUGCACCGCCUUCCCACAAGAAAAUCUUCCGGAAGCUGUACAAACCCCUCUGGAAGCCGAUAACUUCACCAAAAGCCUACAAGAGAACAUCCCCUAUGCAGCUCUGGAGCAAGACCAGCGUCAGAAGCGGCCGACCAUAUGCGGACUUCGACGGAAAGUAUUCUGCCACGACAGCACCAUCACUACCAACGAGUACGGGCACACUCGCCAAGGCGACCAGCAUCGCGUCCAAUUCCAAGCUUGCCGCUCUAAAUUUCACCAUCUCUGGAGUCACCUACAACCAAGUCUUCUGGCAAGAUACCAACGGCACAAUCCAGCAAUCAUCAUGGAAUGAUAGCAGCAAAUCCUGGAUAGUCAGCGCCGUAACAGUCCCUACAAAUAUGAGAGAUGUAGACAAUAACAACCCUUCGUGGGAAGACAUCAACGUCAAGAAUGGAACGCCCCUCUCCGUCGCCAAUGAAGUCAGGGAGGAUUUCUUCCAGACCAGCCUCAUCUGGCUGGAUGAUAAAACUGGACUUCAAAUGGCAUACCAAAGGAAGGAUGGCCCGUGGCAGCUAGCUGAUGGCUGGGCAAGCUCUCGCUUUCCCAUUGCUUCAUAUUCACACAUAGCGAGCUCGUGGAUCGAAGACUGCGACAGCUGCAUGCGGAAGGAAGUUGCUGUUUUCCAGAACCUCGACAACGACCUGCUGAUGAUCAACCGAUCAACGAACGAUGCCGGUGAAGCUUUCAAAAUCAGUGGAGAUCGCCCAUCCCAGGCCUCUUCAUUUGCCUGUGCACCUAGAUGGAAUAAAGGAGUGCUGGGUCUAACAUACUUCACGGACGUUAAUGAGGCCAUUCAGGUGGUAGGCUUUACUCCGCCUUUGGGGACGGCAGAUAAUACAAGUUACUGGUCUGUCGACACCGACGCAAUUGAUAUUGCCGCCUUAUCUUACGGAUAUACCGAUGACGGAUCAACAGUGUAUACGCAAGCUCUGUUGACGCAGCCACAAUCCGACAGUGGAGGAGUGUGGACCGUUAGGAGAAAGGAAAGCUUUUGGCAGAGCGGAUCCGCUCUUGACGGAAUGUCAGACGUGCUCAGCUAUUCGGCCAUUGCUGCGAACCAGAAUCGUCGAGUCUACGCCAUGAUUGAGAAUGAAGCGGGUAAUCUUGAACUGUUUGAGUGGGAGCUGGACGACCUCGGCGAUGCCACAGCAGUUGGAACUGUAUCAACAACGAUCAUGGGAAAUUAG